Phytomonas sp. Hart1 is the source of this 577-nucleotide messenger RNA. The record is from the annotation of a GenBank genome assembly. Lineage: Eukaryota; Euglenozoa; Kinetoplastea; Trypanosomatida; Trypanosomatidae.
AUAAAUCAAGGAUGGUUAUAAUUUAACUAAUUAUAGCGAUUUAUUAGGGGUUUCUUUUAUUGUUUAUUCGUGAAAUGAAGUGAUAAUUGCACAACGAAGGGAAUGCUUUGUGCUUCGUUACGGCGUCUUUCUAUCCGACUCACUUCGGAACAAAUAGAGGCCAAAAUUAGGUCCAGUGAGAUUUUAAAACCGGUUCUUCAUGUAGCAGUGCAGGAUGUCAGCGCUGGGUGCGGGAGUUUUUUUAAUAUUCAGGUUGCUUCUCCUGUGUUCGAAGGGAAAAGUUUGAUCCAGCAACAUCGCAUUGUGAAUGAAGUUCUUAAACACGAAAUAAAAAAAAUUCACGGAUUUACACUUAAGACAGCGCCAAACUUAGAUGAAUAAGAAGAUAAACGAAUCAGUUCUAAAACUAUCAGUAGUGGCUUUCCAUAUAGUUUAAAUGCAUUUUAGUCUACUUUAUCCUCUUCCUCUGAAAAGUUUUAUUAUUACUUCCUAACAUCUGUAGGUUAUGUACAAUCGUGUUAUUGAUGAAUGCUUUUUUGUUGGUAAGUAAGAUACACUAAUAGAGAGUAGAGAGACA